UUUCUGGCAUUUCGGGAAAUCUUUCCGAAACCUAUGGUUGGCAAUUUAUCUGUGUUCUCAGAUUUGUCAACCAUUUCGCCGGAUUUAUACGUGGUCAAAGUACAGCUGCGUAUUGCAAGUCUUCUUGACUGUUUACAGUCAAUCUGUGUUGAAGACGAGCGAUUUUAUUGAAGAUUCUGAAGACAAAGUACCACUGGGUACUUAUUGGAGAUAAUGGAAAAUAAAAGAAGCCAGCGUUCACCCAUCUCACAUGGGUUUGAUAUUGAGAUAAACAGCAUUCAGUUGAAACCAUCAAGAGUUGCUGAGAUAGCAAAGCGUUUGAAGAGCGCUAAAGAGAACAUCAACUCGACUGCGAGCAACAGUCGCAGCAGAGAUUGCUGUAAUAGUGCAAAAGGAAGCAUGCGUACUCCCCCAGUCUCUAGACCAUCUAGUCAGAUGUCAGGAAAUGACUUUCUUGUUUCUGGAAAAGAGGACAAAAAGGAAAGCCCUGGGAAAGAUGACGUUAAACAAAGCUCAUCAGUUGUACGUAAAACGGGGGAAAUGGCCAUGGCAAGCCCAAGCCCUGAGCCUAAGAUUUCUCGUUCCUUCCUCAGCCAAUCCUCUGUAAUAUCUAGAAAUGGAAGUGGAAAAUCCAACAGACAUGUUUGUUCUGCCAAAAAGGAUUUGAUAGUCCAAACAAGCCCAAGAAAUGGUGGAGAAUCCUAUCGUUCUGCAAGUAAUCUGUCGGGAUUUGACUCGCAGUGCGAAAGCAAAACCCCAGAGAGCGGGCCAUACACUGAUCGUCGCAGAACUCCUGCUAAAGAAAGUAUCUCCAGAAACAAUACAUCUGAUUGCGUCUCCCAUGCCGGUCGCAAAACCCCUGGAUGCAGAAACUACGAUCAGAGUGCUGAGAAGAAUGCAGCAAAUUGCAAACACUCAGGGAGAGUAGAGGACCCACCUCACGAAAUAAAACGUGCUAGCAAUUCCCCCACAGAGGACGAGUACCAGUAUGAAGAUGAUUUCGAGGAAGAGGAUUCAGAAAAAAAGAGGAAGAGAAAGAAGACAGUGUUGUCUACAAAAAGCGAGGAUGAUUUUUGGAAUACUGGCGUAGAUGAUGAGAAGCCAAAUCGAAGGUUGCCUUUAAAACUUAAUUUGGCCACUUUUGCUUUUGAUGACAGUAAGGAGAAACUUAAACAAGCUUGUCACAAAACCUUGGAGCCAAAAGGUAUCAGUCAGAAGCAAUCUGGUGUAAAUCACGUAUUCGCAGGCAAUGUUGGAUUGAAGUCUGAAACAAGAAAUGAGUCGAGCACCUCCCUUUCUUGUGACAGAAAAGCUGGAAGUCACUCAAGAACCUCAUCCAGGCAGUCUCGAUCCAAAAGCAGAUCUCUCUAUAACGACUGUCGUCCUGGUAGUAGAGCCCACGAUAGGGAGCUUCACUAUGAGAGCAGACUCUCAUUUUACAGUUCUCAUUCUGAUUUCAUAACCCCUGGAAAUGAUGCUCAUGCUGAUAGCAAAUCUCCGGGUCUGGGUCAAGGAGCGGCCGACAAGAGAACCCCUGAUACUGAUUCUCGAUCUGGAAGCAGAACCUCAGAUCGCAAAGUUCGUACUGCUAGCAGAACUCCAGAUAGAGAAUCGUACUCCAGAUGCAGUCAACCGGAUCAUAAAACUUUAGCUUCAGCUUCUGUCACUGGAUGGAAAACUCUGGAGAGCGAUUUCCGUCCAAGAGGCAAGGUACCGCAUACUGAAGCCCUUGCUAAUCAUAGAACCCCGCUUAGAGAUUCUUUCUCUGCAAGCACAAGUCCGGAUGAUGGAAGCACAAGUCCCAGUGAUGGAAGCACAAGUCCCAGUGAUAGAGGCACAAGUCCCAGUGAUGGAAGCACAAGUCCAGAUGAUAGCUCACGCUUGGGAAGCGGUAAAGUGAAAAAUGAUCAUAGCUCUGAAAAGUUGAAUCAGAGUAACGAAAAAUUAGGCAGAUACACGGGCAAUGUAGAGACAUCAUCUCAAGAAAUGGAGAGACCAAACUGUUCUCCUAAAGUGGUUGAGUACCACUAUGAUGAUGAUUUCGAGGAGACCGAAGAUUUAGAAAAAGAGGAGAAAGGUAAAGAGACAGUGGUGUCUACUGAAAGCAAGGAUGAUUUUUGGAACACUGGUGAUGAUGAUACCACUAAGUCUAAGAAACUGAAAGAGGCGGUAUCUAGAGAACCUAAAUUGGCAGCAUUUGCUCCAGUCAAAGAAAUGCAGAAAUUCGACCAAACUGGUAACGAAUCCUUGGAGCCUGAUUGUAUUAAACUGAGAUCAUCUAAUAUGGAAAAGAAGUCGGUCUCAAAUCACACAGAAACUACGAGCAAGUCUCCAGCUUCUGUAAGGCAAACCACCACUGAAGCCUGUGCAAAAUGGGUUGCUAAAACAAGUGUGCUUACUAUACCUAAAGAUCCACAAGAUUUGUCUGCUUUGAUUGCUGAGAAGAUUCUUGGUGAUAAAACUGAGUUCAAAAUUACAGGCAAAAAUAUCCGGAAAUCUCGCAAAACUGCUCCAGAUAUGGGAAAAACAAAGCGGGAGCCAUCCAAACCUCCGGUAAAAGAAAAACAGAAAGAGCGGAAAAAGGCCAAGAGAGCAAAGGCUAGGCUUCAGGACUUCACUGCUUUGGAACACCGUGGCACAAGCGAUGGGAAGAAUGAUAUAGAAGGAAUGAUGAUCACCGGCACCGCUAAGAGUAGCCCUUAUCUGAAUCGACAAGAUCAUAGGAUGGGAAAAGGGACAUGCUCUACCUCAACUGGUCUCCCAACCGUUUCAAACACCUUGGACGAUCUAAAGCUCAGUCCUUAUUUGAAACAAGGACAAAGAAAGCCACAGGCAGACGUCGCUCUUCCAAGAAUCGAAGCUACUCGAAUCAAUCCAAUGGUAGUGGAACAUCAUGGCGAUCGCAAGAAAAGCACAAAUGUUAUAUCGAGGCAACACAGAAUGAUUGAACUAGAAGAGGAGAUUGGAAGCAACCAGUGGAAACCGGAAGUACGAAAACUUCCGCAUCGCCCGCGGCAGAUCAACGAGCGCACGCUGAGAAAGUUGCCUUGUCCACCAACACACCCAACACACCCCAAAGCUGAGGCGACUAUGUACGGAGAUAGUCUGGAAGUGACCGUCAUGGAUCCGUGCGGUCAGGGAUACGCUUCCGACAAGAACAAUAUUAAAAUUACCGUCAUGCAUCAUUCCAAUAAAAUCUACAAAGAACUGCCCACUCAUCCGCCCCGAAACGAGCUGUAUUACGAGUACUCGUCCGAUCCCGACAUCAUCAAACAUCGGGCUGAAGGACCGCCUUUUGUUACAUACACUGGUAUUUCAUUGGAGAAGAGAAGAUACUCCAAACGCUAGAUAAUAACGCAAACUUGAAUGUUAAUGAUAAAGUUUUUUGAAAAGGUCACAAAAUUUAGGAUUGAGGGGGAGGGGUAUUUGAAACUUUGUAUAUAUUAAAAAUAAAAUAGACUGCGAUAUAUAGAAUCCAAGUAAGGUUUGUCCACUCAAAUAUUUACGUUUUGUGAAGUUUGAUUUAAUAUGAUAUAGACCAUUUGUUUGAUGAAAUUAGUUUUUAAUUUAACAAAAUAAGCAUGUUGCACGUUUAUGCUUAAAAAAACAAACAAAAAACAAAAAAAAAAAAAAAAAAAAAACUUGGUCAUCUAAACGCAUAUUUGAUUAUAUGUGUAUUUAACGAACUACUAAAUGGUCAGUUCAAUUGCUUGUACAUGUUUUCUGUGAUUUAUUUUUAAAAUUGCAUGCAGAAUGCAAACA
Molecule: messenger RNA, 3762 nt
Organism: Saccostrea cuccullata (small rock oyster)
Lineage: Eukaryota; Metazoa; Mollusca; Bivalvia; Ostreida; Ostreidae
Product: serine/arginine repetitive matrix protein 2-like
Exons: 2
Coding region: 214-3348 (1044 amino acids)
Source: RefSeq, a predicted model, not a curated record